Molecule: messenger RNA, 883 nt
Organism: Callorhinchus milii (elephant shark)
Lineage: Eukaryota; Metazoa; Chordata; Chondrichthyes; Chimaeriformes; Callorhinchidae
Exons: 4
Coding region: 6-701 (231 amino acids)
Source: RefSeq, a predicted model, not a curated record
UGGUGAUGGGCUGUGACGAACUCCAGAAGAACCUGGAGAAAGGUUUAGCCGCUGGAGACGAGGGAUUGCUGGUCCAGGUCACCACCACAGAACAGGUCACCGAGGAAAAAGAAUCUCUGGCCUUAGCCACUCAGUCUGGGAACUCCACCAAGCCAACCAUUACUGAUUCAGAACCUGCAACGGCAGGUAAAACGGCUUCCAAACAGAGGGACAGUGAGUCACAGGAAACACUCAAGAACACAACCAGCAGCUCCCUGAAUGAGGAUGAUGAGGAGGGGUAUUUUGAAAGCAAACUGACUACACCUGAAAUCCCCUUGGAGCCAACAGACAGUGUGUUUGAAGACAAAGGAUUGUUUUUAAACCAUUACUUCCAGAGUAGUGCUACGCUUGGCGUGGAGGAAAUGAGCAGUGAGAGCGAACGGACAACUCCAAAGUUCACGCUGAGCAGAAGGGUGACUCGCAGCUUCACACCUGUCAAGAGUGGCGAAACCUCUGAAGUCACGAGCAGCAGGGUAUCUCCAAACUUGUUCAGGAGUGAAAAUAAGUCAUUCGGCCUGAGCAUUCCAAUUGAAGAGCAGGAAGAAAUUCCAAUGGCACCACCACCUUCACCUCUGGGCUCAGUCCUAGCCAAGAACUUGCGAUUGACCACCACUCCCAUCUCCUUCAUCCCCUCUUCGCCACCUGAAACUCUCCCUGAGUAAAAUUCUGACUGUUCUGCUCAUUUGUUAUAUUGACAAUAUUAAUUAAAAUGUUUAUCUUGUACAGUAAGCGGGGGCUCCCCCCCUCCUAUAAUAUGACAAAUCAUAAUUUCGUGCUGCCUUCCUAACUUUCUUUUCUCCCACCCCUUCUCUCUCCUCCCCUGCAUCAAUAAAUUGUUCCUUGG